Messenger RNA from Melanotaenia boesemani (Boeseman's rainbowfish), 4394 nucleotides. It is a transcript of the gene onecutl, whose product is annotated as one cut domain, family member, like. Gene Ontology annotation, cellular component: nucleus. The transcript is spliced from 3 exons. The record is from RefSeq and is a predicted model, not a curated record. Bases 694 to 2043 code for a protein of 449 amino acids. Gene Ontology annotation, biological process: regulation of transcription by RNA polymerase II. Gene Ontology annotation, molecular function: DNA-binding transcription factor activity, RNA polymerase II-specific; RNA polymerase II cis-regulatory region sequence-specific DNA binding. NCBI's taxonomy places the organism in Eukaryota, Metazoa, Chordata, Actinopteri, Atheriniformes, Melanotaeniidae.
GAGGAGGAGGAAAAUCUCACGAGAUAAUGAAAGAAAAAGAGGAGAGCUGCUAUAGUACAGAGCAGAAACACGAGGCUAGACCCUGAGAUUUUUUUUCUUUUUGGAGUGCGAGACAGAAAAAAAAAAAAAAAAAAAAAAGGAGGGGAACGAGGAUAGCGCGAGAGAUUCGUCCGUAACCCGCAGAUGGUUUUUGCACUCUGGUUUUGGUGAAUGUAGCACCCUGGGGCGCAGCGGACCAAUUGUGUGAAUCUGCAGGGCUGCUCGGCGACACAGACGUAGAGAUGCACAGAACGGACAACAGCCUCGGACGCGCUCUGAGAAGCGGAUAAUAAAGGCACAAAGCGAGGCUGCUGCCGAAGAACACAGCUGAGCACCAAAGACACACACAGCGUGCAGAUGUACAAGUGAGAAUAAAAUAUCAGUUUAAGCUCCUGAAGCUGUUGCAAACUCGUUUUCUGGGAGUUUGAGGGAGUUUGAAGACAGUACUUAACGUUAUCAGAUAAUUAAUUAGACACCCCAUAAGCCCGGAAAUCAAUUAAUUCACAAAUCAAUAAAUCCAUAGUCUGGUGUAACAAGAGACCUUCCAGACUGUUAGCCUGGCUGUUGAAAAACAAUAACAAGAGAAUAGCAACAGCACAGAAGCGAAAAGAAGAAGAAAAAAUAAAAAUCCAAAUUUAUUUGCUAAAUUUAAAGAUGGAUGGGGGUCUAGGGGAGAUGUCCCUCCACAGUCACUCUGAGCUGGCUCAUAGCCAGGAUGGCAGGGCCAUGCUGCACUCCCGGGACCUUUCAGCUGCUUUCCCCAGGCCUUCCCUUGGGGGCUCCUCCAUGUCUUUGGAACCUGAGCCCCGUCCUCCGGGCUUUGACCACUCCAUGUCUGCACUGGGAUACAGUGGCGACUCCCCGUCCAGCUCUGGCAGCACCUACACCACCCUGACUCCCUUGCAGCCCUUUGAUGACAAGUUCCAUCAUCACCAUCACCAUCAUCCCUGCCUCCCCGUCAGCAAUGUUAUUGGCAGCUUUACCCUCAUGCGUGAGGACCGAGGCCUCAGCACCAAUUUCUACAACCCUUAUGGCAAGGAGUUGGCCAUGUCCCAAAGCUUGUCACCACCCUCCACAGGUUCAGGCCUGGGCUCCUCCAUGCAUGGGUAUGGCAGUCUAGGUAACAGCCCUAAUGGUAAUGGUGGUCAGAUGCUCCACAGUGGCUAUGAUGUCCAUGGAGGGAGCCUGUUCUGCCGGACAUCAGAUUUCAGCCGAGAGAUGUCACCGCCAGGCCUUGGAGGAGGUGAUGUGUCAGUGGGUCAUCAGCUGAAUAAAAUGGAAGCUCACCAGCACACCUCCAGCCAUCACCCUCACAUCUACAGCCAGCACUACCAGCCCCACCAUCACCCAAGCCAGCAAGCCGCCAAGAUGGCAGAGCACCUGCACUCCUCAUCGCCUGCCUCAUCAUCUCCAGGUGAGGGCAUGCUGCCAGGCUCACAGGGUGGUGGAGGCGGAGAGGAGAUCAACACCCGGGACGUGGCCCAGAGAAUCAUCACUGAGCUGAAAAGGUACAGCAUCCCCCAGGCCAUCUUCGCAGAGAGGGUUCUGUGUAGGUCACAGGGCACACUGUCUGACCUCCUGAGGAACCCCAAGCCCUGGGGCAAGCUCAAGUCUGGCCGCGAGACCUUUAAGAGGAUGUCCCGCUGGCUCCAGGAACCCGAGUUUCAAAGAAUGGCCUCACUCCGGCUGGAGGCCUGCAAGCGUAAGGAGCAAGAGCAGAGCAAGCUGGAGCGCAACCAGGGACCGAAGCGCACCAGGCUGGUGUUCACAGACCUGCAGCGCCGCACACUCAUGGCCAUCUUCAGGGAGAACCACCGCCCAACCAAAGAGCUGCAGGUCACCAUCUCCCAGCAGCUCGGCCUGGAGCUCUCGACAGUCAGCAACUUCUUCAUGAACGCCCGCCGACGCAACCUCAACAAGUGGGCAGAUGAGGGCCGCCCUUCCUCGACCGGUUCCUCGGGCUCCAGCAUUUCCUCCUCCGCUGUGUCCUGCACCACUGCGUGAUGACAGACCACAGAGGAGGUGCGUUAGGGAGGGCGCUGAGGGAGCAAGGGGGCAUAUAGACUGGUCUAGGCAGAGAUCAGCCGUAACAAAUGUCCUCCUCGUUAUCAGAAGGAGCGACGGAGCCAGCUGUUAUAGAUGAUUUUAUGAAGAUGAAGCAUUUUUCCCAAACCAAAGUUGAUUGCCUCUUUGAAAUGGAAAGAGGCAAUGCCUAGUGAUAUGAUUGCAGGAUGUGAGUUCCUGCUUGUAUAGUCAAGGGUGCAAAGAUGAUUUCACUCAAAGAAGAGUCACACCCUUACAUAGACACCAUCUCAUUGCGUUAUUUUGAUUAUUUAGAUUAGAGAUAAUGAGGGUAUUACAAAUCAGGAGGAAUUGUAUUUUGAUGUACCUUUAAAUUUAUUCUCAUCUCUCCAACGAAUCAAGAGGUGCCGUUUGCUCACAUCUGGAGAGCCCCAUUGUGUAACUUUAUAAUCAAGUGUUUCACCAUCAUCCAAAGACGUUAAUCCUCCCCCAAUGUUCUUGUACUUCUAUUUUUUUUUCCUCGAAAAUCACGGUGAAAGAGGAAGAAAGGCAUUUCUUUAAAUUCUCUCUUUUUUUUUUGUGAAGAACCCACUUCCCCUUUCUUAGCAUGUGUUUCCAUGGUGAUGGUUCCCAGGACUGUAUGGCGCUGUUCCAAGUUCGGAGCCUGGAAUAAUCAGGAGAGUUGUGUAGCGUCUGCAAAUCCCGGCCGUCAAUCACUAACCAUCAACAGGAGCAUUUCCUGCGUUUUGUCAAAAUGAUCCCGCCUUGAAUGAAUCAGAGGUUUCAAGGGGGUGCAUCUCAACGAAUGCCAGGACAGAAUCAAUAAAUACAAGUAGGACUCAGAAGCAGACUUGUUGGUUCAACUCUUUAGCUUUAAGACUCUCACUGAGCUUCCAAAUAAAAAGCUCCACAGCCAUUUUUGACUCAAAAUCAAGCCAAAAAAAGAAAGAAAUCAACCUUUGUACACAAAGGCUCCAUGGAGAAGAGGUACAACUGACAUGUCAGUGUAUAGUGACAUUGUAUUAUUUUUUUCAACUCAUUUCCAAAUAACUGUACACACCUCUGCUCCAUUCUGAAUUCUUUUUUUUAACAGAUGUCUAAAAAACAUGGAGGAAUGUGAUUCUUUCUGCCCUUUUUGUACAGAUUUCAAGCACAUCGCUCUAUUUAUAGAAACAUGUUGGAAGUGUGGGGCAGUUUGUUUCAGCCCUGCUGACGUACAAGGUCAUUUUUUUGGUCCACAAAGGAAAGGCUUUAACAUGCCUCCUUAUAGCCAAUAGUUAAAUCAAACCCAGAAAGGUUCAAAUGCAAUUACUGAUCUGAUCAUCGUAUUUAUUACUGCAUUUGUGUAUUUAUUGUUUUUUCCCUGUUUUUUUCUCUUGCUAUUUAUUUGGUAAUUUAUUUAUGCUAUCUAUAUACUGUAAGUAUUUAUUUAACAAUGAUCUGUAUGUCUGUGUGAAACUGAAGACUUUUUCUGAUGGGCACUUUUAGCUGUAGAAUCCCAUCGUAAUACCAAAGAUUAACAUUGCCUGCCUGAAUGUACGGCCUGAAUCCCUAAACCUAGUACCCGAUCCCACCCCAAUUCAGCCCGAUCCACCCAGUGAUGUUGCGUAUCUCUCUAUCUUCAAGGCCUGGCCUUGUUUUUUUCUGUUUUUAUUUUGUUUUUUUUGUUUUUUUGUAGACUGGGGAAUUCUUUACUCUUGCAAAUGUCUCUGCUGUCAGCUCUUAAUGCCUAGGCCAAAGCUUGUUUGAAUGUUAUGAUAAUAUUUAUAAUUAAUAAUGCUAUUAUUAAUAACAAUAAUAAUAAUGAAGAUGAUGUGGCAUCCUAUGGGUUGACAAGUUGCUUGUUAAGUUGUGUUCAGAUCAAUGCCAUCUGGCUGAGUGUGCAAAGUGUCUGGGGACCCACUUAAAGUGAUGUCUGAAGUGAAGUGUUAGUCCUUCAGGGUCACAUGCAAACAUGCUUUCUGUGUGUCUGCCUGGCUAAAUAUGCAUGGUUGUGACUGCCAUCUUCCUCACCUUAGCCCCUCCCCCAUACAGUGCAGAAACUUGUUUAUGUCCAACUGUGAUCUCACCGUCCUCUACAUGCUAAUUCCUUCUGCCAGUUGUCUCAGUUCCAAGAGGGUUUUUAAGGUUAAUUUAUGCUCUUCUAUUGCAGUUUGUGAAGUUUAAUUGUCCUUAUGAUUUGUUCCUAAUCCUGCCUAUGGUUCUGAAAGUCUCAAAAUUAUUCCUGACUGUUAGGGUCUAAGUGUUUCAAGCCUUUUCAUUAGUUUGUCAGGCCUGUGUUUUUGGAAUUUUAUAUGUAAGUUUUUGAUUCCUUAUAUUUUCAAAAACUUUGA